Molecule: messenger RNA, 2362 nt
Organism: Sorex araneus (European shrew)
Lineage: Eukaryota; Metazoa; Chordata; Mammalia; Eulipotyphla; Soricidae
Gene: PLK3
Product: polo like kinase 3
Exons: 15
Coding region: 117-2063 (648 amino acids)
Biological process (GO): regulation of cytokinesis; protein phosphorylation; Golgi disassembly
Cellular component (GO): centrosome; cytoplasm; nucleus
Molecular function (GO): protein serine/threonine kinase activity; protein binding; ATP binding
Source: RefSeq, a predicted model, not a curated record
AAAAACGCCGAGCUCCGGGGCGCGAGCGCAGCGUAGCGAGUCCUGGCAGCGCCACGCGCGGCCGGCCCGGGCGGAACGGAGACCGAGCCGGGCGGGCGCUGCGACGCCCCGCCUGCAUGGAGCCCGCCACCAGCUUCCUGUCCCCGCGGCCGUGCCCGCGUGCUGCCGCCCCGCCCGCUCCUCCCGCCGGGCCCGGGCCGCCGCAGGGUGCCGUGCCCGGACCGGGGCGCGAGAUGCUGGCCGGGCCGCCGCCCGCGCCCGACCCUGCGCGUCUCAUCACGGACCCGCGCAGCGGCCGGACCUACUUCAAAGGUCGUCUGUUGGGGAAGGGAGGUUUCGCCCGCUGCUACGAGGCCACUGACACGGAGACUGGCAGCGCCUACGCCGUCAAAGUCAUCUCGCAGAGCCGCAUCACCAAGCCGCAUCAGAGAGAGAAGAUUCUAAACGAGAUUGAGCUGCACCGCGACCUGCAGCACCGCCACAUCGUGCGAUUCUCGCAUCACUUUGAGGAUGCUGACAACAUUUACAUUUUCCUGGAGCUCUGCAGCCGAAAGUCGCUGGCCCACAUCUGGAAGGCCCGGCACACCUUGCUGGAGCCAGAGGUGCGAUACUACCUGCGGCAGAUCCUUUCUGGACUCAAGUACCUGCACCAGCGUGGCAUCCUGCACAGGGACCUCAAGCUGGGGAAUUUUUUUAUCACUGAGAACAUGGAACUGAAGAUGGGAGAUUUCGGACUGGCGACUAGGUUGGAACCCCCGGAGCAUAGGAAGAAGACCAUCUGCGGUACUCCCAACUAUGUGGCUCCGGAAGUGCUGCAGAGACAAGGCCACGGCCCCGAGGCAGACGUGUGGUCCCUGGGAUGCGUCAUGUACACGCUGCUCUGUGGGAGCCCUCCGUUUGAGACUGUUGACCUGAAGGAGACAUACCGCUGCAUCAAGCAGGUUCAUUACACACUGCCCGCCAGCCUCUCACUGCCUGCCCGGCAGCUCCUGUCCUCCAUCCUUCGCGCCUCGCCCCAAGACCGCCCCUCGAUCGACCAGAUUCUGCGCCAUGACUUCUUCACCAAGGGCUACACCCCCGACCGGCUCCCUGUCAGCAGCUGCGUGACAGUCCCAGACCUGAUACCCCUGAACCCAGCUAAGAUUCUGUUUGUCAAAGUUACCAAGAGCCUCUUUGGCCGGAAGAAGAACAAGAAUAAGAACCAUCCUGAGGAGCGGGACGAGAUCUCCUGUUUGGUGAAUGGCCUCACACGGGCGUCCAUCAGCCAGCAGGAUGCCAGGCCUGAGGCGCCCGCAGCUUCGGGCCCAGCCCCUCCCAGCCUGGUAGAGACAGCACCCGAGGACAGCUCACCCCGGGGGACGCUGGCAAGUAGUGGAGAUGGGUUUGAGGAAGGGCUGACGGUGGCCACGGUGGUAGAGUCUGCCCUCUGCGCUCUGAGAAACUGCCUGGCCUUCAUGCCCCCAGCCGAACAGAACCCCGCUCCCCUGGCACAGCCCGAGCCGCUGGUGUGGGUCAGCAAGUGGGUUGACUACUCCAACAAGUUUGGCUUUGGCUAUCAACUGUCCAGCCGCCGCGUGGCUGUGCUCUUCAACAAUGGCACACACAUGGCGCUGUCGGCCAACAGGAAGACCGUGCACUACAACCCCACCAGCACGAAGCAUUUCUCCUUCUCUGUGGGAGCCGUGCCCCGGGCCCUGCAGCCACAGCUAAGCGUCCUGCGGUACUUUGCCUCCUACAUGGAACAGCGCCUCAUGAAGGGUGGAGAUCUGCCCAGCGUGGAAGAAGUGGAGGCACCUGUCCCCCCGCUCCUGCUGCAGUGGGUCAAGACCGAUCAGGCCCUGCUCAUGCUGUUUAGUGACGGCACCGUCCAGGUGAACUUCUACGGGGACCACACCAAGCUGAUCCUCAGUGGCUGGGAACCCCUCCUCGUGACUUUUGUGGCCCGAAAUCGCAGUGCUUGUACUUACCUCGCCUCCCACCUCCGGCAGCUGGGCUGCUCCCCAGACCUUCGCCAGCGUCUCCGCUAUGCUCUGCGGCUGCUACGGGACCGCUGCCCGGCCUAACCCCACACCACAGAACCCACUGGCCUCCGGCUGGAAGACUCUCGUGACCCUCCCUGUCCCUUUGGUGCAUCCCUGGGGCCUUGGGCCACAUCCCCCAGGGAAACAGGGACCAGCUUUACUGGGGUUGGAGGCAGCCGUCCCCUCGGCACCGCUCAACCCUACUCCAAGCCUGAGCCUUAGCUCCCAGCUCGGGGGCGCUAUUUAUGGACCACUUUUAUUUAUUGACAGACAUUUAUUUAUUGGGAUGUGAGCCCCAGGAAGGGCCUCCUCCUGGGAAAAUAAACCGUUUUUUUGCAGAA